This is a messenger RNA of Patiria miniata (bat star), 2284 nucleotides long. RefSeq names its product synaptonemal complex protein 3-like (gene sycp3). Gene Ontology annotation, biological process: meiotic cell cycle; spermatid development. The record is from RefSeq and is a predicted model, not a curated record. The transcript is spliced from 10 exons. Gene Ontology annotation, cellular component: synaptonemal complex. The coding region runs from base 184 to 933 and encodes 249 amino acids. Lineage: Eukaryota; Metazoa; Echinodermata; Asteroidea; Valvatida; Asterinidae.
GUACUUGUACGUGCGUACGCGUGGUGGGACGUACUAGGAUAGUACGAGUGCGCCCGUGAAAAUUCUCGCUCCUCUCAGCAGUUCUGAUUCGUCUUCUCGGCCCUCCGAAACGGUAAAUUAUUUACCACACCUGGAAAUAACAAAUUUAAAGGCCAACAACUGGCAUAACUCCAGAACGCAAGAAUGCCACGUGCAUCCGCAGUGGCUAAGAAAGCCACUCCCACAGCCUCGACUCAGAAAGACAAGUCCAAACAGGCCCUGGACAAGUUUGAUUUCUAUGACGAAAACCAGGAUGAGGCUACCGGCAGUAAUAGAGAUGAAGCCCCGUCAGCUGCGAAGGCCAGCAAGAAACGAUUUUACCAAGAAGUGGAGGAGGACGAUGAAGAAACAUGUAGCCUUCCACAAGCAAACACCAACUUUGAUGGAGAGAUGCAAUCAAUGCUGGAAACUUUUGGAGCUGACGUCAAGAAAUCCCUGGUGUCAAAGAAGAAGAGAUUAGAAAACUUCACCCAGCAGAGCUUGAAGUCGGCCAACACCAAGGUUGAGAAAAUCUGGAAGAUGCAGCAAACAGAGAGGAACCGUUUGCAAGAGGAAUACAACAAGCAGCUGGGUAGCGUCUUGGACCAGUGGGAAACUGACGUCAACAAAGUCAAAGAUCAAGAGGAAAAAAUACAGAGACUGUUCAGUCAGCAGCAGAAGUUAUUUCAGCAAUCCCGUAUCACCAUGUCCCAGCGCCUGAAGACUAUCAGACAACUCUUUGAUAAAUACUCAAAGACGAUGAGUGAGUUGGAACAGUCCCACACUGAUCAGCAGAUUAAUGUCCAAGGAGAACUGCGCAAGGAGAUGGCUAUGCUGCAAAAGAAGAUACUCAUGGAUACGCAAACUCAAGAAAUGGCCAAUGUCCGAAAGUCACUGCAUUCAAUGUUCUUCUAGUUAUGUUCAACUCACAAAUCAACAGAUGUCCAGGUGCGCAAACAGGAUGUCUCCCGACUUGGGCAGGAUCUGUCUGAAUUGUUCGUCGGUCAGGUUGCAAAGCCUCAUCCCGUCCAUGGCAAAGAACCCAAUGUUGAUCUCGGGCAGGCGGUACUGGUGCCUCGUCCACUCCACCCACUUCUGAACCUGCUCCGAGUUCCACGUGUAUGGAUCUACACAUUGAGAAACCAAAGGUAAUGAACCAGUUAAAAAUAUAUGUUUGAACUGGAAUUGAAAUACUUUUCAUGGAUAUGCAAAGCCAAGAAAGGAUUUACUGAGCCAAACCAAAUUGCCAGCCAAUGAUUCAAAGAAUAUCAAUUGCUUUUAAUGACUUUUCUGCUACAGCUUAGAAUGUGAGUUAGCAACACAGUUUUUCUUAAUAGCUUCAUGAAAUUGGAUCCUGGUUCAUUGUUUUUUGGAUCGUAUUAAAGAUUUUAAAAAUCUAGAACUUUUGACCAAAAAGAGCCAAGUCACAAUAUAUGCAGCAGAUGCGCAUAAUAAUGGUAUUCUGAAUUUCUUUAGAAGUUGUAUCAGGAUUGUUUAAUGGAUUGUUCAUUAGAUUUCUGUCGGUAAUGUACAUAUUUCAUUGACAUAAUUUCCUAAGUGGUUUUUUCAUUAUGAUCGAGAGCAUUUUGUGCAAUGCAAUCAAUGCAAUGUUUCUGUGAAUACUUUCAUGUCACCAGAUGUUGAGAAGUUUCUUGUUGACUUUCCAUAAGUUUAUUUAAGUACAAGUGGCAGAUGCCAAACUGGCAUCAUUUUGAGAUUUGUUAUGAUGUUGUUGAUUGAGUAUUUAGUGCAGGUAAAAUCCAAUAGAUCUCAUGAAAGUUUUAAACUGAGUCGGGGGGGGGGGGGCAUGGCAUCCACCUGUUUGCCUCAUUUACAUAAUUGAUUGGCUCCGAGAUUGACACAUAUCUGAAUCUCUGAGAAUGCCUUGACUUUUCACCACUUCCCAUCUGGAACUCUCUGGUUCCCAACUUCCUCAGCAGCAGGAAAUGUGGUCUGUUUUGUCACUUCCUUUCCUGUUUCAAGUGAAAUGGAGGUCUAUGGCCUCAUUUUCUUUUGACCUUUAGGUCAUAUCUCUCACGAUCAGUUGAACAUUUGCUCCUGAUAAGUUAUGCAGGAAAUUUGUCCUGCAGUGUUGUAAUUAUUUAUGUUGGAUAGCAUUAUUGGGUAAAUCUCAAACAGCUGAAUUGUUGCACAUGACUUGUAUUAAGCAAGCUGGCAACACUUUUCUCUUUUACUUGUUUGCAACGUUUUCCAAUUGGAUAUUUUGUACAUUUUGAUCAAAUAAAAUUGAGCAGUUGCAAACCUC